Messenger RNA from Eremothecium sinecaudum, 1143 nucleotides. It is a transcript of the gene MUM2, whose product is annotated as Mum2p. The transcript is spliced from 2 exons. The record is from RefSeq and is a predicted model, not a curated record. Lineage: Eukaryota; Fungi; Ascomycota; Saccharomycetes; Saccharomycetales; Saccharomycetaceae. The coding region runs from base 1 to 1143 and encodes 380 amino acids.
AUGAACACAGGUGGGUUUAUGCUAUUUCAACAGCCUCAGAAUAGUUUAGAUGCAUCAUUUGCUAAUUUGAAUUUUGGCGAUACUGGAGGUGUGAAUCAACCGCCCGAUAUGGGGAACGCAGGUUUCAUGGGGGGAGCUAAUGCUGGGCAUUCGGACUCUAACGUACUUAGUGCUCCGUCUUCAAUGGCGGGGUUCGCUUCGCAGCAACAGCAGCAGCAACAGCAGCAACAGAAAUCGCAACAGCACUUCCAUGCGACGCAUGGGGGAGCGUCGCAUCAUCACCACCACCAUCACCACCAGUCCAGGGGUAGUAGCGGAAGCGUUGAUCAGGCCGCUUGUGGAGGGGGAGGGACGUCCUCUUCCUAUUGGAAUACCGAUUCUUCCACAACUUCUUCAAUAGCCUCUGUAGAUCCUGUGAUUGCCGCAGGUGGAUCUACUGCGGGGACCCUGACUACUGCGAGUAUCAUGGAUGGCCACACUGCGAAGUCUUCUUCGGGCCUGAAUACAACUUUUGGGACCACUUCGAGCCAACAAUCUAGCCCUUCACAGGGCGCGCUGGACUCCAUGGAGUCGCUGCGGCUCGAAUUGCAACUGAAGGAGACUCAGAUCGAGUCCCUCGAGGACGAAAUUACUAAAUUGAAGGGAAUCUUCAACCAAGGACUAACCUUCAAGCAGCAAGAGCAGCAGAUGCAAAGGCGGAAGUUGCGUCAGCAAACCCUUGAGCUAGACCACAUGUCGGUGGAGAUACCUGCGAACCUGGAAAUUAUUUUCAAUAAACUGGCAACUUCUCUGAAACGUAAGGACGAAGAGCUUGAGGAUACGAGGAAACGCUUAGAGAGUAUAAUGACAGCAAUCUCGUUGAAUCCAACUAAUUCAGUCACGAGGUUUGGCAGAUACGACGAAGAAGCAUUGGCCCACAAGAUGGUAGUGAGAUUAGAGAUGCUUACCAAAGAGAACCAGGAAAUGGCGAAGCUGUUAAGCUACGGCAGGUCCAAAGAAACCCACAUUGAACUUGAGCUGCUAAAGAAAGUAAACCUCGAAUUACAAAAAAAGACGGAGCAGCUGGAGAAGCAGCUAGAGAAGCAGGCUGGUAACUCCGGUGGAAAACUGGCAGGCAAUGCAAGCGGAAAGCAGGCAUCGUGA